AUGCUGUCAGCCAGGAGCAGAUUGUUGUUACUCGUUCUUCCGAACACUCUUGCCAACAAACAAUACAACAAGAGCUUGCUUCCUGAGCUCUAUUCGAAUUUACAACGAAACCAACGAAUCUUUUUCUCUCAUCACCAUUCAGUUACCAACCAACAACAACAAACAUUAUCGAACGUGAAUGUUCACGAAACAACACACUACCAAUCUCAUCCGACCUAUCAACCUGGAGUUCCACGAAUUCAUCCCACAGACCCAAAAUGUAACGCCUUGGAAGGAGAAGUGAAAUAUUCUCCAUUAAAGUCCUUGUGGUAUGCUGGCAUGUCCUAUACUGCAAUUAUUGGUGGAAUUCUCACGUUCGAUCCUUCAUUAAUUCUUCAAGAUUUAGCUGUGUUUAUUGGAACUACUGGAAUUUCAAUUCUUUUUGGACACUCAUUGGGCAUGCAUCGUAAAUUCAUUCACAAUUCGUAUGAAUGUCCCAAAUGGUUGGAAUAUCUAUUGGUCCAUUUUGGAACCUUAAUGGGAAUUGCUGGUCCAAUAGGAAUGAUGAAAGCUCAUGAUUUACGUGAUUGGGCACAACGUCAACCUCCCCAACAAUGUCAUCCCUAUUACGGACAACAAGAGAGUUUUUGGAAAGAUGCGUAUUGGCAAAUGCAUUGCACAUUUCAAUUAAAACAUCCUCCUCAAGUCGUUUUAGGUGAGAACAUUUCACAAGAUAAGGUCAUUCAAUUCAUGGAAAAAACUUGGAUGUUACAACAAUUACCUUGGGCUUUAUUGUUUUAUGCAUUGGGAGGAUGGCAUUGGAUCAUUUGGGGUAUUUGUGCUCGAGUGGCUGUUUGUGUGCAUGGUCAUUUCUUUGUGGGAUGGUAUGCUCAUAAUCAUGGACCUAUUCAAUCGCGCUCGUAUCACGUUCAGAAUGCAUGUAUUCAGGGAUAUAAUGUGAAGGGAUGGCCCUAUCUUGGAACGAGUGAAUUUGCUCAAAAAUUGCAAGCGGUCAUGACUGCUGGUGAAUGUUAUCAUAAUAAUCAUCAUGCCUAUCCAGGUUCUGCAAAAUUGGCAUUAAAAGAUGAUGAAUUGGAUAUUGGAUUUAAAGUGUUGAAAAUGAUGGAAAAGUUGGGAUUGGUAUGGAAUUUGAAAUUACCAAAGGAUUUACCCUCUCGUCCAGAAUUACAAAAAUUAGAUCAAGAAUAG
Messenger RNA from Naegleria lovaniensis, 1188 nucleotides. RefSeq lists its product as uncharacterized. Bases 1 to 1188 code for a protein of 395 amino acids. Lineage: Eukaryota; Heterolobosea; Eutetramitea; Acrasida; Naegleriidae. Gene Ontology annotation, molecular function: oxidoreductase activity, acting on paired donors, with oxidation of a pair of donors resulting in the reduction of molecular oxygen to two molecules of water. The transcript is spliced from 2 exons. The record is from RefSeq and is a predicted model, not a curated record.